This is a messenger RNA of Oppia nitens, 3265 nucleotides long. It is a transcript of the gene Tti1, whose product is annotated as TELO2-interacting protein 1 homolog. Gene Ontology annotation, biological process: chromatin remodeling. The record is from RefSeq and is a predicted model, not a curated record. Bases 155 to 3265 code for a protein of 1036 amino acids. NCBI's taxonomy places the organism in Eukaryota, Metazoa, Arthropoda, Arachnida, Sarcoptiformes, Oppiidae. The transcript is spliced from 5 exons. Gene Ontology annotation, cellular component: cytoplasm.
GUUAUACAAUCAAUGCAUUCAAUGAAUGUAUGAAUUGAAUUGAUAUUUGAUUUUUUGUGAUUGUUUUGAAUCGAUUGAAAACCAAAUGAUUGGUUGUAUUACAGCAAACGUUUAGACACAUCUCAAGACAUAUAGAGAGACAACAACAACAACAAUGUCUUCAAUGGGUAAACAAUCGAGUAGUGAGAUGUUUGAAGAGUUAAAGAAGAGGACAGUGGUCUGUGUGAAUGAGGCCAACCCGGAGGCCAUAGAGUCGUUGCGGCAAUUUGUGGCCAAAUGUGACGACCACUUCAUUAACUCGUUAUAUCAGUACUCGAUAUUUCCCUUAAGACUUAUCAUUGCAAAUGUCACCAAAAUCACAGAUAAUUGCGGCAAAACACUGGAGUCCAGCGUCGAGUGUCUGUCAUUGAUAUUACAGAAGUCACGGAUCAACCGAUUCGACAUAUUUGCCGAUGUUUUGGCCAAUCUUUUACAGCUAAUCGAUGACAAUCCUAACACAAUAAAUGAUGAAGAGAUAAAAUUCAAAGCCAGCGAAGAUUUGAUACUCAGUGUAAUCAAGUGCUCAAAGACAUUGAUCCAAAACUGUGAUGACUCUCUAUUAGACCAACUAAUUAGUCCACAAUUUAGCGCCCAAUUUGGUCACUCUAUUCAUAUAUUGUUAAGUGUGGCCAACAAACAAAAAUAUAGUCAAAUCAAAGCCGAAGCCAUCGAAACCAUUAACUGUCUGAUCAGUAAAUGUCAUCAAAGUUUACCAAAAGAUGACAAUUCAAAAGCUCAAGAUUUAAUUGCAUACUUUUUGCCGGGAAUUUCAACUAAUUGUACAAAAUUGAUAACAAGUGACGACAAACUGAAUCGCCGAGUGAUCACAUCGUUGCUAACAUUGUUAUCCAAUACUAUAGUAUUAGUCUUUAAGUCGACACCUGUUUCUACAGAUACUAACGGUGUCGACGAUUCUAAACAAUUAACUAAUUUAUCCACUGGUGAUCCAGAGGAAUGCCAUCGAAAUGGAUUUAUUAUAACAAGAAAUAGAAAAUGGUUGGAAAGUAGUUGCGAAAAAUUGAAUAUAGUUUUCGAUAAAAUCAUUUCGUGUUUGAUAUCACACCAAAACUGGAGUAUCAGACUAUCACUUCAACAGUUUGUGUCACAGAUAUUGACAAAUUGUUGUUCACUGUUUGUUAACAACUGUUUUGCAUCACUUAUCAAAGUUUCAUUGACCUAUUUAAGUGAUGAUUUUGAACAAAUUAGACACGAAUCGGAUCAGUUUAUUAGCAAACUAUCCAAAACUAAUGUGACUAGUGAUUCAUCCAAGUCUUAUUUGGAUCUAAUAGAAGAUCAGAUAUAUACUUAUAUAACACGAUUGCCUCGUAUUGUCAGGACGUGCAGCGACAGAGAGAAGAUUACUUCUAUAUAUCUGUUGUUUGGUUAUCUUAAAUGUUUGGACACCGAAGGCAUCAAUUAUAUGCUAUAUUCACCGCAACACAAACAGCGACUCUUUGAAUGUCUUAUAGAUAUUUGUCAUUUCGAUUAUCAUGGAAUCAGACUUCUUGAGCUCAUUGCACACAAUGAUAAUAUUAGUCAUUUAGCUGAAGAACAAGUGCAACAAAAAUGGAUAAGAAAAGAGUUUUCCUAUUUAAAUGAUGACAAAUCGGUCGCCGCUAUUACUAAUUGCUGUCAACUGAUCGGACAAAGAUGUGAUCCCGAAGUUCUCAUUGACUAUCUUAUGGAUGCACUGCGAGAGUCUAAGAUGAACUCAAGUGUCAUAUUUGUUGCCAAUCAAAUCAUGGCAAAUGUCAAUUGCGAUUUUAAAGAGAUCGAAGAGAUGUUGGACCUGUAUUUGGCACACAUUAAGACUAUAUUAGAGGAUCAAAAUGUUGAAGAUAUGAAUAAAGACAUUCUUCGUCAAUGUCUUCUCAUUGAAGGUCUUACAGUUUUUCUUCAUUUAUAUGAUUCGAAGACAUCACAUAACUAUCUAAUGAAAUGUCUGUUCCCACUAAUCCAAAGUGUCGGCUCAUUAAAUCUGUCUAUCUAUCAGACAUCCCAUCGGGCACUGACAUUAGUGGCCAAUUAUUUAUCGUAUAACUCGAUCUCAAAAUUGAUUGAUUCCAACAGUGAUUAUCUGAUAAAUUUUGUUUGUAUUAAUUUGAAACAUUUUGUCGAUAACCAAAGGGUCCCAAUUGUGAUCAAAGUGAUGCUCAAGUACUCUACUCAAGAGAUGCUACCAUUGUUUGUUGAUGUGAUCGAUGAGAUUAUUGUUGUGGUCGACUGUUACCACAAGAGUCAAGCGCUACCUCUGAUGCAAGUUUUACAGUCGUUUGUAAUGACAUUAAACCAUUAUUUUAUAGAAAACGAUAAAUUAGUUGAUAAUCGAGUAGUGAUUGAUAGAAACCAAAGAUGUCGUACCAAUUAUAUGAUUGAAAGUUUUGUUAACGAUUUCGACGAGUUUAUGAAAAAUAAGUUAAUUUUAGAAGAUUUUGAUAAAGUAGACGAAUUGAUUGGUGAUAAUGAAGAUAAUGAUGAAUGUGUUGUCAAUAAAGAUGUUGAUGACAACGAAACAGAUGAUAGUAAACCAAAAGUGCCAUUUUAUGUGCCAUUAAUUAAUAAGAUAUGCGAACGUUGUGUACAUAUUAUCUCAAAUACUGAUCCAAAGGUCAGAAUAAUUGUGUUGGAAAUCAUCAACGAAUGUCUCAUAUGUUUAAAACCAUUUGAAGAUCACUUACUUCCGAUGAGUCACAAGCUAUGGGCACCACUUGUCCAGCGGUUCACCGAAAAGGAUAUUAUUGUUGUAAAGCGUUCUUUCACUUGUCUGCAAAUAAUGUCUCAAACUUGUGGUGAUUUCAUACGAGUCCGAACUAUCAAAGAAGUGAUGCCAAAAAUAUUAACAUUUUUGCGGACUCAGUUACCAAUUAGUUUUAAAAAAGACAAAGCGUCUGCCUAUCGGUUCACAGUUGCCUACUCUUUGCAAAUUGAUGUCUUAUCUGGUAUUGCAUCCAUUGCCAAGAAUCUCGAUUUAAGAGACAAAGAUCUGUGGCCAUUGAUUGUGGAAAUAAUUCCAUACCUUAACACAUACCAACCGCUUCCACUACAAGAGUCGGCAAUCAGUGCAUUGAUCACUAUUGCAGAUCUCGACAUUGGUUCAGUCUAUUACUACUUGAAGAUGAUUUAUAGUGUCGAUGAUGUGGUAAAACAUGAGAAUAAAUUUUGUGCUGAACUCAGGUUUACCGGAAAUAAACCAGAAUUUGCUAAAAAUCAAAUCAUUUGUACAUAA